UCCGGGUUUAGAUCAUAUCGUUUGUUGUGAGUUGGCAGUCGUAUCAACAAAAGAAAAUGAGGAAAAUGCAGUGGAACUUGCCUAUACCGAAUGAUCUUGAGACCUCAGCAUUUAUCUGCUUUGAAGACAGAUCUGGAACAUCCAGAGUUAUUCGACAUAUCCAGGACUGAACGGUGCAACUUCACUAGCUACCCUCACGAUGUUCAAAAUUGAAUCCUAUAUCACACCUCUGUUGAUGGGCUAUGUCAACAAGUAUGUUGAACUACGCCAAGAAGAUUUCCAACUUAGUCUAUGGGGAGGCGAUGCCGUUUUAAAUAACCUUGACCUUCGGCUUCAUGUCAUCGAAAAGGCGAUCCAGUUGCCCAUAGUGUUUAAGAGUGGCCACAUACACGAGCUACGCAUCCACGUUCCAUGGACCAAGCUUGGAUCUGAGCCUGUCGUGAUCACGAUAAACACGAUUGAGUGUAUUCUGAAGGUUCGAGACACCGCGUACGACGAUGGGGCCAGUUCUGUAUCUGGUGAUUCUGGGAAGAAGAUCGCACAACAGAUCAAAGCCAAGGUGAAGCCGAAACGGCCCGAAGACUACGACCUCCCUCCCGGCUAUCUCCAGAGCUUGAUGAACCGAGUGCUAAAUAACGUUUCCGUGAUUAUCAACAACCUUAUUCUGAAGUUUGUUGAAGACGACAUUGUUCUGUCUCUGAAUGUGAAGUCGGCCGAAUGCUACAGUGUCGACAUUGGGUGGAACCGUGCGUUCGUGGAUCUCGUCCCUCCAGAACUUGUCUUGAGAAAAGUCAUCAACAUCUGUGAUCUGACUGUUUGCCUGGAUAAGACAAACUCCAGCGGGAAGAUUGAAAGCUAUCAAGAACCGCUACUCUAUCGUUGUUCCGUAUCUUGUCGGUUACACAUGGCCUACGAUGGCGUGAAUGCCAAGACGCCAAAGGCGACGCGAUUUAAUCUCGCUUGUGAUCAGUUGGAGUUGUCCUUGUCUGACUGUCAACUGCCGAUGUUUUUAAGACUUAUCGAGCUGUGUAUUGCACUGUAUUAUGGGACACGCCAGUUUCACGAGGAUGAAACUAAAGAGCCGGAUAGACAGGAAGUGGACAGAGUUAGUGUUGGUGACAUCGACCAAGCUGAGGGUGAAGACGAGGAUGAAGAUGAGGGCUGGGCCUCCUGGGCGUGGUCAUACGUUCCACAGAUUUUACCGUCUGAAGAAGACUUGGCUGGCGAGGAUCGCCCUCGCACAAAGCCACUGCCUCCUGUCGUAUCAAUUGGUUUCUACAUCCACAAGGCAUCCGUUAUGUUCAAGCUCACAGAAAAGAUGAAACCCGCUCAGCUUGCUUCCCAGCGAGUGGCGUUCCAGCCAUUCCUGUUUCUCGAGUCCGAGGGUCUGACGGCAGAAAUACUCGUUCAUGGGCUCGGUUUCUUUGACGCUCAGUGUGGGAUUACCAUCCUGCGCAUCCUGACAGCGGGAAACUGUAUAUGUGGAAUCGCCGAUAUGACAGAUCCACGGAGUCAAGUCCUGCUGCAUGCUGGGGAACCUCUUGAGAACAAGACACAGAUGAACUUCCUGUCUCAGUCCCUGUUUGACCCUAAUUCCCCGGAAAACCUCGGUGAUGUGAGGGAAUUUCCGCUCGAUGAAGAGCGCCACCUGGCAACUUACACAGAACAGUAUGGCCUCCAGCGUUACGGUGCCUUUUGGAUGGACUACAACUACGUAAUGCAGAUCCCAGAGAAAACACACUCCGGGAGUAAAUCUUCGACCACCGGUGACCAUUCGGAAAUGAUGUUUUUCCGUGAAAAUGCCACGAUCCGAUUCCUUAUUGGCCAAUGUCGCUUGAAUGUCACGUCAGCCUUUGUCCAUCGUGUGCAGAAAGUCAUUCAUUGUGCCUGGGACCACCAGUACCAACCAUAUGGCAGCUUCAAAACAUUCCCGGACGAGAGCGAGAGAUCUCAGCUGAGUGAGGAGGAGAUUCAGAGUCUGGAGGAAUUCAUCCCCACACACACGUAUCAGCUGACCCUAAUCGAGCCAAUCGUAACCAUCCAUGCGGCCGAGCAUGCUCGGUGUGACAUAAAGAAGAAAAACUACAAAGCAUCAAAAAAGAAAAGUGAUUCUAAGUCUGGUGCGGAAAAGCAAAGUGGUCACGUUCUGCCUGCGACUCAGAUCUGUGUGUCACGGUGUGAACUACAGGUCAUUUCUCCCAUGUAUCCCGCCAGGGUGGUACGACUGGUGAGCAACAUCGCCGGUCCGUCAAGCAACCUCCUCUACUACUGUAACUCACACACGCAGAUAAAGAUAUUUGGCUUCCACGCUGGCUUGUUGAGAGUUGAGCCCAGUGCUACACAUUCCCACCUCCUGACGGUGGUCCCUCCAUCCAGUGGGGUGGUGCUUCUCAACAAACUUCUCUUCCCGAAAUUCUGGAAAAACUCGUAUCUGCCUUUGACAGACCAAAUGUUUGAAAUUUCCCAACUGUCUGUAAACAUGUCGAAGGCAAGCAUUCUUUUGACUGUGAGAAUCAUAUCGUCAUGGCUACAGGAGACACCCCGUCCAUCUUGCUUUAGUGAGGAUAGUCUGUUGCAGGACCUCUUUCCAGAAACAGAUCACAAUGUAAUUCCGGUGCCGAAGACGCGACAGAUGCCGAUGUUGGAGGUCGUGGUUGGUGGUGUACAGCUGAAGACAUGCUCCACGCCUGUUGUUACCGCCUACACAGGAAACUUGGCAUCGCUCCAAGUGAUGUUUUAUGCAAAAGACCUGGUUCAGCCUCUGAUGUCUGGUCCGUCCGAUACGUCACUGCUGCACACACCAGGCUAUUUCAAACACAAGUUACCUCGUACUGAUGUCACGACUGAUCUCUUUUCCUUCACUCUGCAGCUGCCGAAAAACACCAGUAUGUUGGAGGCUCCUGCCUUGAUACUGCUUAACAUGGAAGGUUUGGUAAUCAACCUUGACCCUUUAGUCAUAGACUGGUUUUCCUACGAGUCUCACCUUCAGCCUAGUGCCACAAAGCGGGAGGAGAGGUCAGUCACAGUUGACCUUGCCCUUGCUCAAGCAGCCUCACCUUUACAAGGAAAUAUUUCUCAAAUUUCAGUACAUUCCAGCAGCUCUUUAACCAACCCGACUGGAUCGCGGCCUCUAGAACAGUCACACACACAAACUCCCUCCCAAGUUGUCUCCCCUAGAGAACUCGACGCUGAGGCUUCAGAACUAACAACAGCAGAUGGAUUCGGAAGAAAAAUGGCCGUCUGGUUUCCAUUACUGCGGAUGUUGCAUGUUCAGGUGAAUGUGAAGAACUGCUGUGUGUUUCUGCCAGAAACCACACCCUGUGUCACUGAACCGACGAUGGACAUUCCCGCAGAUUUCUCUGCCACGUUCCAAGAUGGCUGCUGCCCAAACACUCUAGUCAUAUGUCUGCCAUCAUUCAGUAUACACAGUUCGGGGCUCAAGGUCGUGCCCUUGGUGCAAGACAUUCCAAUAACAGCGAUUGGCGAAUCCCUUGUUGGAGACAAGCUACCAUGGACCUUCAAGCUGCACAACCUUGCAGUGUAUACCGUCCAUUUGUCCGGUCACUGCUGGUCAGUGUGUAAGCCGCUGGAUAUUACGUCCACCCUGGGGGUCACCUGCAAGUACAACCCCCCAACCUCGGACAACAUCACAUCGCUCGGGCUGUGUCUGCAUGUGGACACUCAGCAACCAACGAUAGCAAUUUCCAAACAACAGUUUCAACUUUGCUCAGCACUGAUAACCCAUCUGACCGGUGCCGUGACUCGAACUCGUGCUCUGAUCUCGCACGUUGAUAAAACACUCCAGCUGAGCAAAUCAUCACCCAGUGAUUCGCAGCCAUCGAUGGGCUCUCCCGUGAGGAAGACAGAAACAGUCGCUUCGUGUGACAACGACGUACUGACGACAGAAGUGUCGGAGGAAACGUCGCGAGAGGAGACCCCCGUCCCUGAAUGCAGCGACAGUCCUGCAGUACACAGCAUCAAACUGUCACUGUGGACGCAGCUCCUCAUGCCAAAGAUAGAAGUGAAGUUUUACGGACAUGACAGCAUAUCGUCCAAAAAAAGCUGUAUCGUGAUUGCUGCAGAAAAUAUUGCUCUGUCGGUUGACAUUCAGACUGUCUAUUCCAAGAUCAAGACCAGCAUUGAAUUGUUCAGCAUCAAACAUUUCACGAAAAGUGACGAGGUGUCGGAUUGGUCCAAUGGGCCGUGUGAAGGAAUCAUCCUUUCAUGUCACGGCGACCUUUCCCGAGAUCUACACAUCAUUUCAAACAAAGUCUGGUCGGCGGACACCCAGCCAGUUAUCUCCCUUUACCCAUCUCAGGACCCACAGCGAGAUUCAAACAACGGCUUCCUGUCAUUCACGUUCACUAAAGCUCUGUGUAAGAACGUCAAGAAACGGCUUCACAAACUCAACAUCGACCUCACUGAUUUGAGCGAGAUUGAGUCUGAGGCGAACUUCAACGAUUUGUAUGCUCACCAGUACAUGUCUGAAGUCUGUCUGCGCAUCAACCCGUUCGACUUCGUCUUCUACGCUCCCAUGUUCGAAACUCUCAUCGAUAUUUUCGAUUUUGUGCCGGCAGUCGUCAAAGGUUCAACUCUGCCGCAUCGAUCCACUCAGAACUUGUCUUACAAGUCGUCACAGAGGAAGAGAAAGCCACUGACGCCUCUGUUUGCUGCCCAUGCCUUGCCCUUGCUGUAUGCAACAUUUGGAUGUAUCCGGAUAUUUUUACCUGAAUCGGGACCAUCCACAGUGACUGGUGAAGCAGUAAGAAGUAACAAGGAGACCGAUACUGAGAGAGCAGUAAGAAGUAACAAGGAGACUGAUACUGAGAAAGUAACAGCGGAGGAAGUUGUGGGUGACAGUGUCCAGACCACGUUGGAUCACGACAUGAUUGUGAUGCAGUUCCACUCCGUGCUUAUUCAGCCUCACGCGGACAAUCCGUUGCCACGGUACCCGGUUGAGAAGGAGCUGUACCACCGCGCGCUGGUCUGUGGUAUGACUCACCAGCCCGGCUCGUCCGUGGAGGAUCGCCAGUAUCAGCUGGAUAUCCGAGGAUUUUCUAUGUCAUCAGGAAACUGGUCGAAUCUUUUGGCUGAGUCGAAGAGACUAGGAAAAGAGAAAGCUGCUGCAACGUCGGGUGUUCAGAUACCAGCACUGGAGUGGAACACCGUGUUCAGUUUGAGAGAGGAGGACCAUGAAGAGAUCCAGCUCAUACCGGUUGUGUCUGGUUGUGACCUGUGUGUUAUCAUGGCACCUGCGAUAGUGUACGUGAAGAGAGGACAGCUGGAUGUCGUCAGUGAGGAUGUUCUUGUCUGUGGAUACUCCAUGGAGAUGAAUGUUACCAGUGACCUUGACCUUUAUAUCAGCACCAAUCAAAUUCACCUCGCCGAGAGGCUAGUGAAGAAAUGUAUUUCCUCUCUGACAAAGUCACAGCCAGGCUCAUCAGGAUUUGUCCCUCAUAGUCUAAGUUCAGUCGACCCCACCAGUGUGGACAGUGGUGUUGGAAGUGACACUUCGUCAUACACUAUUGACAGACAUGCCAAGAGUAGUCUACCAUCUCUUACUGAGUCCAUGGCUUUCUCGGAUAGUGAUGUCAGGUCAGAGGUCAUGCCCUUUGACAUCUUAUUGACAGCUGGAAGAAUAUCCUUUACCGUGUAUUCUCAUAAAGAAUGCCAGCAAUGCGUUCACAAGGAAACUAAAAAAAGGGAAAAGACUAAGAGCAGAAAGAAAAAACGACCGAAAACACACAUGGAUGUCAAGGAAGACAACUUUUCUUGUCUUGUGGGUUCGCGUGUUCAGCCGUUAGUUUCUGAAGCCGAUUCUGAGAUGGAUGAGUAUGACACGUGUACCGAUUUUAGUUUUCUCAACAUUCGAGUUGAUGAGGACCCUGCAGUUCAGACUCAGCCUGUGGGGAAUAUUUGCAUCAAGCCCUUCUUGUACGUGUACGUCACCCAGCCGCACACCAUUUUGUCUUUUCACUCUGACAGCCAGCGCUUCGAGAUGAGCUGCUACGACAUCAUUGUUAAAGGACUGAAUGAAACGCAAAAUAUUACAGUUGAGAAACACCGAGUGUUGCCCGACUGUGCUGAUUUCACGAGUUACUGGAUUGAGACUCGGGCCGGACAGCCACAUUCAAAGACUGGAAUACCACCAUGUCUGUACACUCUGCGGAUAACUGACUUCCUGUACAACCCAGCGAAUGUUGAGUUGAAAAUUGAACGUCCUGUCAUGUUAAACCUCAGUCUGAGCAAAGUGGAGCAGAUAAAGGAAUUCAUGCAGGAUCUGACACACAGCAAAGAGAGCACGGAGAAAUCACACGAACCAACCAAGUGGUCAACGCAGAAUAAAACACCUCAUUCCCAACCAGGUUUUCUAUCAAAGUUGGAGAGAAUAGAACUGCUCACUGAGCAGGUGGUGGUUUCCAUGGAAACGGGUAGCACCGAAGAAGAGUCAGUUGGGCUGAUUGGUUUUAUGACGUCAGUGAGGGUGCAGGCCGAGUUCCAGCAACCUGAACAAUGCAAAACGAGUUUGGUUUCGAGUCAGAUUCGCGUCAAAGACGCCGUCUUGAAGACAAUGUACAACAAACACACUCGUCUCUUCCUCGGACCGACAACUUUGGCUUUGGAGCUGCUCGUCAGAUGGUCCGAUCACAGUGAACACAGCAGUUCUCCGAGGAUUGUGGCCAUCUUGGAAACGACCAUGCUGCCUGUGAGUGUUGGUCAAGAACACGUGCUGUGCGUACAGAAGAUGGUCGACCACUGCAGGACGUUCGCGGCCAGUUUUACACCACCUCAGUCUGACACUGGCAAGACGGGUUCUUGUUCUGUGGUUCCUGAUGAGAAAUUUGUCUUUGUUCAAAACUCCAGCCAUGAUGAUUUGAGGAAUGGAGGUUUCGAGUAUGUUGUGGACCAUGAUACAUCACUGCACUGUGAGCCGGGUGAGAUUGUGUUCAACUCGCGUCGUGAGGCGGGCGGCUACGGCCACACGAUGACGUGGUGCUACAGGGAGCCGCGCAUCCUCACACAGGUCAACAUCAUCCCUGUGCCAUUCGCGUUCAUCGACACGCCAGGCAGACCGGAAGCGAUUCCCUGUAUGCUGCAGUACUGGGACAGUUCUCAGCAGCAGUUUAUUGACUACAUUGAGUUUUCUCUGUCAGAGAAUGACCCCACCACCAUGGAACUGCCAGAGGUGAAGGUCAGCAACUGUAACGACCUCAUGGUGGCCCAGACUUGGCGCGUCGCCAUCUACAGCUACGAGGUCAUCCAGGAGGAGCUUACUGACAAUGCAGAAGAGUCAGAGGAGGAUGAUGAAUACAAUGAGAAGUUUGUCGCUCCAGUGUCUCUAGCCGCCUGCAUGCAUGUUGACUCCUGUUUCGUGCCCUGUCUAGUGCCAGUCGUCCAGGCCAGCGUUUCCAUAGCAACCAUACAGCUAAACAUCAGCAACCAUCUUAACUACCUAGGCAAAGGAACACCAAGUAAGCUGUAUCCGUUCUACUUCCACCAAUCGCAGCCCGACAACCAGCAGUUUGCCACAGUGACCAUCGACUGUUUGAAUCUGACUGCAUCUCACCUCGCUGGAAAUCUCAGUCGAUCAGUUUUAAAGGGAUUUGGAUCAGUAAAGGUGGAAAUGAUUGAAUAUCGUAAUUUAACAAUGGAGACCAUCCUCGACACUGUUGCCAUGGAAGCUAGCAUUAGUGCUCUUCAUGUAGAAAAGCCUCCAAUGAUUGACAUUGACGUAAACACUGGUCCAGCGGUGGUAUACUUAGGAAGAAGUACAAUUCACACAGUCAGCUGUGCAACACAAGCUUGGGCGUCGCUUGGGGAGGAAGAUUUGUCUCAAAAGUCACAAGUGAUUUUCAACUGCUUUGUUAUCUGCAACGACACACAGCAAACCAUUCGAUUCGGUCAGUCGGGUACAGACGAGAACCUGGCUCUACACUCAAGAGAAAUGCAUGCUUAUAGCUGGAGAUCUCACAAGACCAAACGGUUGAUUCACCUGUGCCUGGACUCCCCGAGCUGGAAGUGGUGUGAGCCGUUCUCUAUUGAUAGAGAAGACAGCGUCGUGCGAACCGUCCGAGCCAAAGAUCAGCACUACACGCUCAUCAUCCGCGUCCGGAGUCUGUCCAACAUACAGAAACAGGUUAUCAUCAGUGGUCAGUUAAUCAUUUCAAACUGUCUGUCUCAACAUGUUGAGAUUAAACUGAAGAGAACAAGUUUGCCUCACACUCAUAAAGAGUUCUCAAGGGAGGACAACUCUAGUGACUGUACGGUGGUGGGUGCGGGCCAGACGAUUCCGUCGUACAUUGUUGAGCCGGAUGAUAUGAGUGGGUUGAUGGUCCGCGUAAUGGGGAUGCAUAUGCCGUGGUCACAGGAAGUGUUUGUCUUCGGGGACAAGAUGAAGGAAAACAGACUUCUCAAGAUUCCACUCCCUGAGAAGUCGACAUAUUUUCACAUUUGGUGUCAGGUGUUCUGUGAAUGUUUCAGUGGAGCAUCACAAGUUCUGGUUGUUCUCUCCCCGCAGUAUGUCCUGCGAACACACCUUCCGCACUCCCUAUAUGUGAACAUGAACACACCCAAGCUGCAGUCAGUCCAGGAACUGGAGGUUCCGGGGCGGGGCAAGGAGUACCAGAUCCACUGUGUCGGAGGGGACCUCACACAUAACCUGUCUUUCAGACUAGCACGAGGAUUACCCCAAUCAAGUCCUCCCAUCAUGCUGUUCAGUGGGCUGAUAGAUCAGAUUGAGAGGACGAAGCUUGAGAAGGCGGACAUCUUGGAAAUGUGUUACAAACAGCAGGACAACCUCGCACUGUCCUGGCCGUACUCACUCCAGAACUCUGAUGACAGCGAACUGGAGAGCUUGGUUCAUUCACCGGUAACCAAGACAACGUGUUCAAAUGAUGAUCCAGACCUGUCACAACCAAGUAUUGAUCUGAAUGUUCGGCUGACGGAGUACAAGCCAGGUAGCAGCACACUAUUGGUGGACAUUUGUCCCUGGUGCCUCGUAACCAAUCAGAGUGGCAUUGACUUGGUCAUCAUGACAACCGACAAGAAGCAGUAUGACAUCCCACAUGGCAAGACGCAGGCUCCACCUCGUUUUAGUGAUGAUGUGUUUUACAUUGGUUACCAUGACGAUGGUACAUUACUGUUGUCGACCCCUGUGCCUCUGUCUGAUGAUGAGGUGGCCUCAAAGAGAUACAACAGCGACAUCGGCCGCGUGCUGUUUGUCGACGGCUAUGUUCACACCAUCAUUCAGUUCUCAGAGAACAAAGCCAAGGCCAUUUUCCUGACUGUGUGUUCAGAAAUUCAGCAUGGUCUGCGAGUGAUCACACUCCGAGAACGAUUUGCCGUCACGAAUCUCACCUCAUCUCACUUUGAAGCUAGACUAUUAGGUGUGCCAAUUGGCAGCCAGAAGAUCACCAUGGCAACACAGUUCGCAGACGAAGACUGUAAACCCGAAGAAAUUCCGUCUCACAAACAUAUCUCCAAGAUGGAGGAGAACGUUAAACCUCUGUUGUUCUGGAAAGUAGUAGUACCUGUUGCUAAGCAACCACAGACAGAAGACGAGCACAGCAAUACGUUUGUUUACCAUCUGUGUUUGAAGUAUAAAAACAGUACCCAUGAUGCACCAGUAGAUGGGACACCAGAGCAUCUGUUGUGGUCUCUACCGCUGAGACUGUCUGCUAACAAGGAGGGAAUACGGUCGACUCUUUCUGUGCCUGAUGUUAGUGGAGGUCAGGUCCAUGGGCAGCCAUAUUGCAUCACAAGCAGUAAUGACAACGGAGUUACCUACCUUGUCAUUUCCAAAGACAUGGCGCCGCAGUGUUUGCUGCAUAAUAAGUGUAACUUUCCAGUUCUGUUUGGACAAGCGCUCAUGAAUAUUUCAUUGUCAGGCACUGUGGUACAGGAGGAAGCGGAACUAGUAGCUGAACUGCCGACACUUUCACCUGGUGGAUCCUGUCCUUAUACCAUGCCGUUCUUCAACAGCCGUUUUCCAGCAAUAGACAGUGGCACAUUUCCCAGAAUGCACUUCUGCACUCUCGUCGAGAAGGAAGGUUUAAUAACAAAGUCAGUAUGGAGUAGUGGUGUCGACAUCACGUCCACCAAUGACACGUUCGUGAAACUGCCAAAUGUUGUUGACAUCAAGGUGUCCGUCAAAAAGGUUGCCAUGGUGAUGCAUGUGACUGUUACACCCAUAGGCAAGGCCGAAGUGUCGGCGCGUGAAAUCCGCAGUCGAAUCGAAGGAGCUGAGACGAAAAUAAUGCCAGUCACGAAAACUGUCGACACGUCACCAUUGGUUACCGAGGAGAUGGAGACGGUUUGUUUAUCUUCGGUUAGAGAGUCGGAAGAUUUAAAGCCGUACACAUCGUCGUGUGUUGUGUCGGCUGGUGUGUACAUCAAACAGCUAUGUUUGGUUCUGUUAAACGAAUCGGACAGCCAGGAGACGACCUCGGAACUUCUACGAUUUACGUCCGACCAGGUUUUCGUGUCUCUGUUUCCCGUCUCCUCGUCGACGCCCGAGGAAAACGCCAAAUCCAGUGUCGGGCUGAGUGUGGGAUAUAUCCAGAUUGAUAACCAGCUGUACGGGCAGGGCCAGUUCGACUUCCCCGUGUUGCUCAAGCAGCAGGCGGAACCGGGUCAGUCUGGGUGUGGUGACGUCAACUUAGAGGAGCUGUCGGUGGCGGAACGACACGCGGUUUUCAGACUGUCGAGUUUCCUACACGCUCAGAUUGUUUUGGGCUUCAGCGAUUCAACCUUGACGGAAUCCUUCGACAUUUCCAUGAAGCCUCUCUCAGUGUACCUGGAUGACUGUUUCCUCUACAGGCUGCUGAAAGAGAUGAAAACUUGCAUUCCAAUCAAGCUGUGUUGUGAUUCAAAUCGCCCAAUCAAAAUCAAGCAGCUGCCUCUACCAAUAAGAGUGACAGCCCUGUCUCUGUGCCAGCCAAUGAGAAUUCAGCACUUUUGUAUUCAGCCAGUCAGCAUGCUGCUUAGUGUCCACGCCUCUGUGAAGAUGUUCCUAGCCUCCGAUCGCACUCCUCUCUCGUUUGCCAAGUUUGAGUGUCGUAAUCUCUGCUCGACCUAUCACCAGCUGGGGCACGCUUUGGCUAUGCAUUACAUUUCAGGUGCAAUAUUCCGAGCAGGAAUUGUCGUUGGUUCCCUGGAGAUUCUUGGCAAUCCGACCGGAUUAAUCCGGUCAAUUGGAACCGGAGUCGCAGAUAUGUUUCGGCUACCCUAUGCCGGUCUGACCCGUGGGCCGGGUGCAUUUAUAAGUGGUAUUUCACAUGGAAUGGGAUCGUUGUUUAAGCACAUUUCAGCAGGUACCUUAACGUCGGUGACUAACUUUGCGUCGAGUGUGUCGCGGAACAUGGACCGGCUAUCGCUAGAUCAGGAUCACCUGGAGCGACAGGAGGAGAACCGGCGAAACCGACCGGUGGGGGUGUCUGAUGGGCUCAAGCAGGGCCUUACAGGCUUUGGACUCAGUCUAUUGGGAGCUGUGGCUGGCUUGGCAGAUCAACCAAUCAAGAAUGUCAUAUCAAAUCAAACUCAGACUGAACGUCCCACUUCGAGGUCUUCGGCAGCCACUGGAAUUGUCACUGGCAUGGGGAAAGGUCUGGUUGGCAUGGUAAUGAAACCUAUUGGCGGUGCAGCGGAAUUUGUGUCCCAGACUGGACAAGGAAUUCUUCAUGGCACCGGUCUUGGAAUGCUGCCUCAGCGACGACAGCUGCCGCUCUGUCAGUCUCACAGUGACAACACAAACUCGGUCCUAAAAUUUUCACUGAAAAUGCUCAACUCGUUGCCUGCAACAGAACUUGUGCUGGCUGUAGAGGCCACUCAGCUUGACCUUGUGGGUGAGAAUGUCAAGGUCGUCUUGUUGCUGACCUCGGAGAUCCUGUUUGUCGUCAACUGUGAGGACGAUGCCCAACAACAGGUGUUUGCCAUUCAGGAACUGGAGGUCACAGGUCACCCUGAUAAUAACAGUCUGAUCUCAGUCACUUGGCCAGAUCAUGCACAGGCAAAAGUCAAAGAGAAAGAAACGUCUAGCAAAGACCGAAUUGCUGCCUUCAUCGACUCCACCACCUCACUUGCUCAGCCAACCAGCAAAGACAAUCCUGUCUCUGACAGCCAAUCAGAAUCAUCGCCUGGUGAUGUCACUCAAAUAACAGUUCCCCAAUACGAGUUUACUGUGAAUCACAAUGUCAGAAAUGUGUUUAUAUCCAUGUUUAAUUUUGCUAAAAAUAGACUGGCAGGAAGAGGAUUUCCCGUAUAGUUUGGCUGGCAGUGGACUAGAAAUACAUACAGUGUUUGUUUUUUUCAUUGUAAUGUGAUCUACAUUAAGGCUUCCACGAGUCAAAAAUAUUGGACUCGAGUACUUGAGGGUCAAACUCGACCCGGACCCGAAUACCCGAUGAUAUUUUAUGUUAUCUCUUAUAACAUAAGUAAAUAAACUUGUUAAAUUAAACAAGAUUAACGACGCUGACAAGGAUCAUCCAUUUUAUUCAAACGCUGGGUAUAUACUAAGACCCAGAACGAGGCUUCCUGCAUACAUACGUCACACAUGACACGUGAAGCAGUACAUAUAAUUAAAGGUGCAUUAUACCAAUGUUAUUUCUACAUAACAUAACAAAUGAGACUAAGGAAUAAAGUAUAAUAGCAUUAUGUAUCUUAAUUCCAGCGUUGAAAAUGGAUGCCAAAUCAUGUCAUUGUAUUGCAUUCUACACAUUCAACCUUUGUUUUCCAUCCAUGUAUCACAGCCCUAUAAUGUAACCGGAUGCAAGCAUAUGACAAAAUGAGGUUAAAAAUAGAAUUAAAUCAAAAGUACUCUUCCAUGUACAGGUACUCGAGUCCUGUGAACAGACUCUAGUCUUGCUAGACUCGGCUCGUGCCCGAGUACUCGAGUACUCUCAUAGAGACCCAAAUGUACAUAGCAGUUAAAAUCUCCACUGUUAACAAUGAGUUAUUAAUGGAGGUGGUCCAUGGAAAGGGACUUGGGGACUUGUCUUCCUAAAAAUAUUCUAGUGUCCCUUUUUUUUCUUCUUUUCUUUUUUUUCAUUGGGAUGACCUUUUUACAAAUGAAUGAAUGUUUAACGACACCCCAGCACGAAAAAUACAUUGGCUGUUGGGUGUCAAACUAUGGUAAUGUCAAGACCUUUUUACAAGUUGGUUCAUGCAAUUGUUUUCUGUUAGUCCCACCCUGCAAAAUAUUUCCUGGAUCUGCCCCUAUUUAACAACUCAGUCUGUUAUGCUAUGUAUGAAAACAAGACACCAAUACGGGCAACGGGCAACUCUAUCAACGUGCCCCUAUCCACAAGGGUUCAGGCACGCACGCCCCGGAUCUAGCCUCUGACUUCGCCAGUGACCACCUCCGGGGCGGGUGAGACACCAAUACCAUGUUGUAUAAAUUGAAAUCAUUACAUAACCUUUGCCAUUUUAUUACUUUUUCAUAGGGGCUUGUAGCAAUACAGUAUUUCAACAAUUUGUUUAACACCACUAGAGCACAUUGAUUUAUUAAUCAUCGGCUAUUAGAUGUCAAACAUAUGGUCACAGAGAGGAAACCCGCUACAUGUUUCCAUUAGAAGCAAAGGAUCUUUUAUAUGCACCAUCCCACAGACAAAAUAGCACAUACCACGGCCUUUGAUAUACCAGUCGUGGUGCACUGGCUUUCAACAAAUAAAUACAUUUAUAAUUAUAUAUAACCUCUUGUAUAUAGACAGAUAUAGCGGUCGCCACAUGCCCCUGAGGUUUCAGCUAUGUGAAUUGUCUAGUAAUAUAGUUGUUGGAGGUUCAGUGGCUGUUUCAGAAAAUCCAUUUUUAGGGAGGAUUUUAAAAUAUAAGUGUCACAAAAUUUAGGAAGGGGUGCCGGGCCUCUGGUGUCCCCCCUUAGAUCCACCACUGAGGUUAGUGAAAGAGAAGUCAGUGUAGUGGUCUAACAUCUCCCCGGCUCACUCUGCCUUGGUUCUACUUCUAGCACCAGGAUUAGAACCAAGACCAACACGGCUUAAAUCCAAUGGCUUAAACAUUCCAGUGGCAGAUCCAGAAAAUCCAUUGGGGGGGGGGAAUGACAUGUGGGCAAAGGCCACAAACAUUCUUGAAGUCAUUCCUCAGAUUCUCCAACAUUAAAAAAAAAAAAAAAAAAAAAAAAAAAAAAAA
This is a messenger RNA of Gigantopelta aegis, 14142 nucleotides long. RefSeq names its product vacuolar protein sorting-associated protein 13B-like. The transcript has 50 exons. NCBI's taxonomy places the organism in Eukaryota, Metazoa, Mollusca, Gastropoda, Neomphalida, Peltospiridae. The record is from RefSeq and is a predicted model, not a curated record. The coding region runs from base 200 to 12262 and encodes 4020 amino acids.